GACAGGUUUUUGUUUUUUCUAGUUGCGUUUAAGGACAUGUUUCUUCACCAUCCAUGUGUCAACAUCCUGCAAAGUGCACUGAAGUUUUUCCCUCCAUGAGGACUUUCUUUUUCUCAUUUCCUGGACUUGGCUGUGGAAUGUUACAUGAUUUUUAUUGAACGCAGUUUUUUUUAAGCGUCGAAGCCCAGCAUGGCGUACGACUGGCUCUUCUUUCUACUCCCACUCUGGGCAGUUGAGGCAGCCUUCUCAGGGGUCCUCAACGCCACCGACAGAGACAUUUUUAUGGACGACUUACUGCAGGUCCAGCUGGCCGGGGACCGAGCGGCUGAGCAGCAGACGGCGUUUUCCCACCCGGGUCUGUAUUUUGGCCCGGGGGACGUACAGCAGAUGAAGCAGAGGUCCACCGGGAGCCACAGCCACAUAUUUAAAGUCAUCCGGGCGGCCGUGCUCACCAUGCUUUCCAAUGGACCCGCUUACCUCCCACCCGCCAAGCAUGAGGAAUUUACAAGCAAGUGGAACGAGAUUUACGGGAACAACUUGCCUCCCCUGGCGCUGUAUUGUCUGUUGUGCCCCGAGGACUCGGCCGCCCUGCAGUUCCUCAUCAAGUUCAUGGACAGGAUGGCGGAGUACAUCGACUGGAAAGUGAGCAGCGCGCCCCACGACGAGGUCCCCAUCGCACACUCCCUCACCGGGUUCGCCACGGCGUACGACUUCAUUUACACCUACCUGGAUGGACAGCGGCGAGACGUUUACCUCAAGAAGAUCCGCUCGCAGACGGCGGCGCUAUACGAGUUCUCCAAGUACAGGGGCUGGGGCCGGCAGUACCUCCACAAUCACCAGACCACCAACGUACUGGCCCUCCUGACCGGGGCGAUCGUGGUAGGGUCCAAUGACGACCCGGAGUCUAUGCUUUGGAAACAAGUGGCGGUGAACUUCAUGGAGAAAACCAUGUUCCUGCUCAACCACGUGGUGGACGGCACGCUGGACGAGGGGGUCGCGUACGGGAGCUACACGGCCAAGUCCAUCACGCAGUACGUCUUCUUGGCACAGCGGCACUUCACCAUCGACAACACGCAGAACAACUGGCUGGGGGCGCACUUCUGGUUCUACUACGCCACCCUCCUGCCUGGCUUCCAGAGGUCAGUGGGCAUCGCUGACUCCAACUACAACUGGUUCUACGGCCCAGAGAGCCAGCUGGUGUUCCUCGACGCCUUUGUCCUGAAGAACGGCACGGGGAACUGGCUGGCUCAGCAGAUUCGCAAGCACCGGCCCAAGGACGGCCCCAUGGGACCGUCGUCGGCGCAGCGCUGGGCCACGCUACACACGGAGUACAUCUGGUACGAUGCGCGUCUGGCCCCGCGGCCUCCCCGUGAUUUUGGAAAAGCCACCAUGCACAUUUUCUCAAACUGGGGCGUCGUAACGUACGGUGCCGGGCUGCCCAGCGGCCAGGGUAACACGUUUGUUUCUUUCAAGUCUGGCAAGCUGGGGGGCCGUGCAGUCUACGACAUAGUGCACGAGAAACCCUACACGUGGGUGCAGGGUUGGAACAGUUUUAACCCGGGUCACGAGCAGCCGGACCAGAAUUCUUUCACCUUUGCCCCCAACGGGCAGGUAUUUGUGUCAGAAGCCCUUUACGGACCAAAGUUGAGCUUCCUUAACAACGUUCUUGUCUUCGGUCCAUCACCUACGAGUCACUGUAACGCUCCUUGGGAGGGUCAGCUGGGUGAAUGUGCCAAGUGGCUGCGUUGGAACGAUGAGGGGGUGGGCGACACCAGCGGCGAGGUGAUCGUGGCGUUAGCACACGGUGACACCAUGUUCACCAGCGGGGAAGCGGCGUCGGCAUAUUCGCCCGCCAUGGGGCUGAGGAGUGUGUACAGAGCUCUGGUCUUGCUCAAUUCCCAAACACUUCUAGUGCUCGAUCACGUGGAGAAAGCGGCUGACUCGCCUGUGAGGUCGUUCAGUGCCUUCUUCCACAACCUAGACAUCGACUUUAAAUAUGUCCCGCUCAAGUUCAUGGACCGGUACAACGGUGCCAUGAUGGACGUGUGGGAUGCACACUAUAAAAUGUUUUGGUUCGACAGCCAGGGCCACAGUCCAGGAACUCGCAUCCAGGAAGCAGAACAGGCGGCUGAGUUUAAAAAAAGGUGGACCCAGUAUGUCAACGUCACUUUCCCGAUGACAGACUCGGUUAGCAGGGCAGCUUACGUGUUCCACGGCCCGUAUGUCAAAGUGGGCAGCUGUAAGUUUUUAGAUAGCAGCAAUCAUGGCGUGAGACUCAUGCUGACCAUUAAUAACACGGAGACGAUCGUUUCCAUUGUGACCAAUUACAAAGACAUUGGGGCGAGGUCGGCAUAUUUAGGGUACGGCGGCCACUGCAAGGUGGAAGAUCGACAGCGAAUCACCCGAUUCGGCCUCGGGACGCAGGCGAUCCCCAAACAGAUGAGCGGCGACAAUCAUCAGCUCUUUGACUUUGCCUUCACGCUCAACGUGAUGGUGGGUUUGAUUCUCUGCGCCGCCGCCGCCUUCCUCGCCAUGCAGAGGAGGUUUUACGAGGUGUGCUUCCGGCUGCGGCGGCUGAUGCGCUACGCCCUGCUCGCCGUCCUCUUGCUGUGGAUCGCCGGCUUGCUCUUUGUGUCCAACAGCUGCAAUCGUCUGCUCUGUGGGGUGAAGUGGAAAAGUGAGGCCGACUUGCAAGUUCGGGUGCAGGAGCAGCAGCUGUUCCCCCUGCCCACCGUCCUCAUCGCGACUCUGCCCGGCUCGGGGGCGGAGAUCCUGAAGCACCUCUUCUACAACAGCUCGGACUUCGUUUACGUCAGGCUGCCCACUGAGCACUUGGACAUCCCAGAGACAGAAUUUGAGUUCGACUCCCUGGUCGAUGCUUGCGAGUGGUCCCAGUCAGAUGCCAAGCAGGGGCGCUACAAGAUCAUUCAGGGCUGGCUCCACUCUCUGGUCCGCAACACCAAGCUCCACCUGCAGAACAUACAGCUCGAAGAGGGGGAGCAAACCUGGCCGGACCAGCUUGACACCUCCGACUCCGAUGCGAAGAAGCGAUCCAGGCGGAGAGAGCCGGUUGGGCUACGAGCCAACGUGGACAGAGACGUGGAGUACAUCAGAGUGCUGAGGCGCCACAUGGCUGAGUACCCAAACAGUCGCGUUGUUAUGAACAUGCGAAGCGGGAGUUGGACGUUGAAGCUGCCUUUUAUCAGCGAGGUUGUGGGGCCUUCCCUGAAGACCCUCUACGUGGUGAGGGACCCUCGAGCGUGGAUUUAUCUCAUGUUGUACAACAGUGAACCCAGUCUGUACUCCCUGAAAAACAUCCCUCAGCACCUUUCCUUGAUAUUCAAGGAGGACAACAUCAGGGAUGGCUGCCCGAGGAUAGCGCCGGAGUUUGACACCCUUCGAGGGCUUCUGGCCCUCGAGGAGAGCGACCCGGUGCUGAUACUGGCCCAUCUGUGGCUCGCCCACACUGCCGCUACGCUGCGGGUCAGCGGGAGCCUCCCCGCGGACUCCUACCUCCGAGUGCGCUUCGAGGACGUGGUCAACUCGCCCCAGGAGACGGCGGAGGGCCUCCACGCCUACCUGGGGGUGCCGCUGUCGCCCGCGGCCCUCAACCAGCUGGCGUUCACCACCUCCACCAAUUUGUACAGCCUGCAGUACGAGGGGGACAUCUCGCCGGCCAACAUCGCCGCGUGGCGGGCCAAAAUGCCGCGGCGGGACGUGAGGCUGGUGGAGGAGGUCUGCGGGGCCGUGAUGAAGAGGGUGGGCUACGACCGCUUGCCCGGCUGACUCCCGCUGCUGCUGUUGUUGUUUGCACUGAUUUUGAAACUUGACAUGUUAGACGGUGAGCGGGCAACUGGUGGUUCUUGUAGGAGGUGGGGGGCAUUUUCUAUUUUUAAAUGGAUGCGCUAGAACGUAUCAUUCGCACUUACCGAGUGAUGUGUGUGUGUGUGUGUGUGUGUGCGGGUCUUUAAAUUUAGUCGGGCAGAACUGUUUCCGUGAUUCUUAGUAAGAAAGGACCAGCUCGGAGUCCUCCAUCUGCGAUGUCAGCGUCUGAUUUUACGCUGCUGAAGAGAUGUACUGUUUUGGGACGCAUAUGACGACGCUAUUUAUUGAUUCCUUUUUUUGUUUGUUUUUUUUUUUUUUGGUGGUUUUGAUGCGCGUUGCAGGAUCUCCUCAAGUGUCAGUGAAGAAAAAGCAACAGGUCUUGGGAGCACGUCCGCCAAGUUUCUGGACUUGGAGAGUCGCGAAAAAGUCACAAUUUUGAAAUUGUAUGAUCGGACAUAAAAGAAAUUGCAUUUCCAAUAUCAGCCAUCAAAUGAUAAUAAUAAUAAUAAUAAAAAAAAAAUAAUACAGUCACAAGGCAGCUUUAAACAAUUUAUGCAAGGGGUCCCGUUUAUGGUGGAGUUCUGUUCCGAUGACUUUGCCGAACCUGAUUUUGUCAUGCAGUCUGUACCCCUAACCUAUGCUCACGCAGUAUUGUAAAUAUUUGUAUGAAAACCACUUUGUCUGGCCAUGAAUAUUACAAGUCACAAGUUAAUUAUGAGUAAAUUACAAAUUCUUACCUUCCAUGACACCGCGGAAGGCUUGCAAAAUAGUUCACCGGCGGGGGCGGAACGUCCUCGGUCGGGGCCCCAUCGUCAACCGAGGACCCCCUUUGGAACGUAGUCGGGUGGGCUUCCAUCCACAUAGAGUCGUUCCUUUGCGUUCCAACUGUUGUUUUGUAUGCCUUGCCAGUUCCCGGGACCGGUCGCUUUUUCACGAGAUCGGAAAAUGCCAAAGGCCUCAUUUUGGCCGGCUGAGCGAGUGCCGCUUCCCUUUAAAAAGUGCCGUCAUCGCUCCACGGAUUGCAUUUCCGAUUUGGAUUUUGUUUGUGACGUUCAUUUGAAGAUGUCGUGACUGUUUGCGCACUUUUGACUCUAGUCGGGGGUUGGGGGGGGGGGGGGGGGAUUAAUGUACAUACUCCUGUCGUGGCUUAAGAUUGUUUCAAGUGUUUGUGGCUUUCAAAGACGUCUGUCACCCAAGGGUGGGGGUGUGUGGAUAUCAUUCAUAUUCACACUCCCUCCGCUAUUUAUUGAAUUAGAUCAAGGGAAAGUGUUUAAUGUUGAUAUAAAAAAAAAAAAAAAGUCACCGUUAGCGUGACACAUUUCCAGUCAAAGCAAUUUUUCCAGAGAUCCCCCCAAGACACACUUUGUAUUAAUCUGAAAAAUGUCAGUUUCCAUUUUUCUGCCUCGGUCAAUCAGACGUCUAAUGAUGUGGUGAAGGUUGGGGGGGGGGGGGGCUCUUACACCGCGACCGUCCACAUGGCGCGUCGGCGUCCUCCUCGCGAGUGUUCGGUGCGCGGCCCCUCGAUCCCGACGCUCGUC
This is a messenger RNA of Syngnathoides biaculeatus (alligator pipefish), 5363 nucleotides long. Its product is annotated as dermatan-sulfate epimerase-like protein. Lineage: Eukaryota; Metazoa; Chordata; Actinopteri; Syngnathiformes; Syngnathidae. The record is from RefSeq and is a predicted model, not a curated record. Bases 190 to 3786 code for a protein of 1198 amino acids. Gene Ontology annotation, molecular function: chondroitin-glucuronate 5-epimerase activity. The transcript has a single exon.